CAAGCUUCUCCUCUCACUCCAGAUGUCAGCUGAGCUGCCCUGGUGAGUCCUGCAUCGAUGUCUCUACUACUAUAUCACUACCUCACACACCACACCUUGCCAACAUGCAUCAAGAGCGAAGGGCACUGGCUGGUCUCGUGGUUGCCUCCACCCUUCUCUCGUGCCUUGUCGCUGUCCCGACGUCUCGCUCUAUCAUGGGCCACCCUCUCAACAAGAGAUCCUUCUUCGACCUUUCGUGCAAAGGGGUAUAUGACAAAAGUAUAUUCGCUAGACUGGAUCGCAUUUGUGAAGACUGCUACAACUUGUUCCGGGAACCUCAACUACAUUCACUCUGUCGGAAGAACUGUUUUACAACCGACUACUUCAAAGGAUGUUUAGAUGUUCUUCUACUACAAGAUGAAAUGGAAAACAUACAAACUUGGAUAAAACAAUUACAUGGGGCUGAACCUGAGGUUUAGGUCUAAAUGUUUUGGAAAUAAGUAUUUCAAAGGAUGUCUGGAGGUCCUGCUCCUGAGAGAAGAGGAGGAAAAAAUCUUGCGCAUGGUCGAGUUUUUAGGAUGAAAAACCUCCAAAAUUCAACAUUAAAACCUAAAAGCUUGACACUCACCAUAUAUUCUAGUCUUUAAAAUAAAAAAAAAAUAAAAAAAAAUACAUUGAUCAACCCGUACAAGUUUCUGGAAUUUUUAUUAAUUUAUUUAUUCUUAGAAGUAAGAUUAAUAUUUAAUUUAAUUAUUUAAUAAUUUAAUACCAUAAAUGUAUAGAAUAUAGCCAAGUGUAUAGUAUUUUUUAUUAAAUGAGAAAUAGUAUAAAUGAAAGAUGUGGGUUUCAAACACUCAUCAUUGUAGUCAAAACAUGACUAGAUAGUAUUCAUAUUAAUUUAACAUGACUUAUGUAUUUUUUAAAAAUUAAUAAAUGAAAUAUAAUGAAAAGUUACCCUAUAGACACUUAGAAUUUAGAUUUACGUUUCAUUAGGUCUUCAAUUCCUAAUAUCAAGAUAUUUCUAAAACUAAUGCUUAUCUAAGUGCCGUAAAUGCACAAAAACUAUUGAUUUAAUAUUUAAUUUUUUAUAUUAUAUCUGACAUUAUGUAUACGACAUAAGCAAUGAAUAAUAUUCUGGCAUUAUAGGAAGUCAAAUUUUAAAUACUCAGUGUUUUCCUUGUUUUUUGUUUUUGUAUAACAAUAUAUUUAUUUUUAGUUUUACUAUAAAAUUUUUAAUAAGAAAAUUCCAAUACACUUUUUAAUAAAUGUUGUUACUUUUUAUUUCAUUACACAUAAUUCAUUCACAGGCUUUAA
Molecule: messenger RNA, 1293 nt
Organism: Nezara viridula (southern green stink bug)
Lineage: Eukaryota; Metazoa; Arthropoda; Insecta; Hemiptera; Pentatomidae
Source: the annotation of a GenBank genome assembly